Molecule: messenger RNA, 2143 nt
Organism: Thalassophryne amazonica
Lineage: Eukaryota; Metazoa; Chordata; Actinopteri; Batrachoidiformes; Batrachoididae
Product: vang-like protein 2
Exons: 8
Coding region: 404-1981 (525 amino acids)
Biological process (GO): multicellular organism development; Wnt signaling pathway, planar cell polarity pathway; establishment of planar polarity
Cellular component (GO): plasma membrane
Source: RefSeq, a predicted model, not a curated record
GGCUGGCUGGGAGGCGGGGCUGACGGUGCUGCUGCGGAGUGGAAAGAAAAGUGUAGAGUGAGAAAAUACCUGAAUGGAUAAUCCGGAAUAAGACACAGCUGCCUCCGCUCUUCUCCCCGCUGUGACUUUUCCCACCCGUCAUCCUCUCCCUCUCCUCUUCCUCUCCUCCUCUCUCUAACCUCCCUCGCUCUCCCUCCUCCCUUCUCCUGCUCUCUCCUCAACCGCCUCCAAGAUAGAUUCCCUCAGGAGUAAGGUUGGCCUGCUCAAACUGCCCCUGACUCUGUCCACCAAGACCAUCUCUGAGCGCAAGAGUCAGGUGGGAGGAGUCGGCGAGCAACGCAGCACGGGGGGAGGAGGAGGAGGAGGCGGGGCUCGCAAAGCCUGCUUACCGCCGACCCGAGACAUGGACAACGAGUCGCAGUACUCUGGCUACUCGUACAAAUCCUCCCACUCACGCACCUCCCGCAAGCACAGGGAUCGGCGGGACCGUCACCGCUCUAAGAGCCGAGACAGCAGCAGCCGUGGAGACAAAUCAGUUACGAUCCAAACUCCCGGAGAACCGCUGCUCGAUGCCGAGUCCACCCGCGGCGACGAGCGGGAUGACAACUGGGGCGAGACCACCACCGUCGUCACCGGCACAUCGGAACACAGCAUCUCCAACGAGGACCUGACCCGUGUGUCCAAAGAUUUGGAGGAAUCAACCCCAUUGGAGUGCAAACGCUUCACUGGCCCGGCAUUGGGAGGCUGCCUGAGCUUCUUCGCCCUGGUCACUCCUUUAGCUUUCCUGAUCCUCCCACAGGUCCUGUGGCGUGACGCUUUGGAGCCCUGCGGCACGCCCUGUGAAGGUCUCUACGUGUCUCUGGCUUUCAAGCUCCUGGUCCUGCUUAUCUCCUCCUGGGCACUGUUUCUCCGCCCUCCUCGCGCCACCCUCCCACGCUUCUUUGUCUUUCGCUGCCUGCUGAUGGUGCUGGUGUUCCUCUUUGUGGCGUCAUACUGGUUGUUUUAUGGCGUGAGGGUUCUGGAGCCCAGGGAGAGGGACUACAGGGGGAUUGUGGAAUACGCAGCCUCGCUGGUGGACGCCCUGCUCUUUAUCCAGUACCUAGCUCUGGUGCUACUGGAGGUCCGGCACCUGCAACCGGCUUUCUGCCUGAAGGUGGUCCGAAGCACAGAUGGAGCCAGCAAGUUCUACAACGUGGGCCACCUCAGUAUCCAGCGCGCAGCCGUCUGGGUGCUGGACCGUUACUACAGCGACUUCCCCGUCUAUAACCCGGCCCUCCUCAACCUGCCCAAGUCCAUCCUGUCCAAGAAGAUGACGGGCUUCAAGGUUUACUCCUUAGACGAGAACACCACCAAUAACUCCACAGGCCAAUCCCGGGCCAUGAUCGCAGCCGCUGCUCGGAGGAGAGACAACUCCCACAAUGAGUACUACUACGAGGAGGCCGAGAUGGACCGAAGGAUCCGCAAGCGCAAGGCCAGGUUGGUUGUGGCGGUGGAAGAGGCCUUCACACAUAUCAAGCGUCUCCAUGACGACGAGGCUGCUUCCUCCCCCAAACACCCCAGAGAGGUGAUGGACCCUCGGGAGGCGGCUCAGGCCAUCUUUGCCCCCAUGGCUCGGGCCAUGCAGAAGUACCUGCGCACCACACGGCAGCAGUCCUUCCACAGCAUGGAGAGCAUCCUCACCCACCUGCAGUUCUGCAUCACCCACAACAUGACGCCCAAGGCCUUCCUGGAUCGGUACCUGACCCCCGGCCCCACUAUACAGUACCAGCAGCAGAACGGCAGGGGGCGCCAGUGGACCCUGGUGAGCGAGGAGCCUGUGACCUCUGCUCUGCGCCAGGGCCUGGUCUUCACCGUGCGGCGCCUGGACUUCUCCCUGGUUGUCACGGUAAUGUCGCUGCCCUUCCUACGGCUUGGUGAAGAGUUCAUCGACCCCAAGAGCCACAAGUUUGUCAUGAGGCUGCAGUCGGAGACGUCUGUGUAAAGGUGGGACCCCCCCCCGAUGAAGUCAGACGUUUAGGCCUUUUAAGGGCACGGGUUCAUUGGGGUCAAACCUCGUGCCUCACGUGUACUCUGUUUACAAACUGGAAACACACAGAGGCCUUGACUCCUGUUUAAAAAAAAAUAUAAUAAAAAAAUCUCAUUA